CAGGGGCGGACUGACCAUUUGGAAACUCAGGCACUGCCCGAGGGCCCGGGGUCAGUAGGGGGCCCCAUGAGAUGCCCCUGGCACCUUUUUCAUAGGCUUUUUUGAGUUUGGGCACGGACACAGGGGCCUCAUGAUCCCCUUUUGCCCGGGGGCCCCAUGAGUUGUCAGUCCGCCCCUGACUGACACUGUCUAUGAAAAAUGUGCUGUUCUCUAAUACCCAAAUAAGACAUUUCAAUUGGUGUAGUUAUACAGUACC
This is a messenger RNA of Staurois parvus, 256 nucleotides long. The record is from the annotation of a GenBank genome assembly. Lineage: Eukaryota; Metazoa; Chordata; Amphibia; Anura; Ranidae.